GAAGAAGGAAAAAAAAAAACACGCUUGUGCAAAAAAGUACUUUUGUACAAAGUACUUCCGGUGAGGUCACGGAUCAGCUUCUCAUGAGCCUCCUCUCCUCGUGUUUACUUGCGGGUGUUUCAGCGGCGGUGUGCGGGUCUUUCUCUGCGGCAGCUUCGUUUAACGUGUGAAGAAGAAGAAUAGCGUGAAACGGCCGCUCGAGCUGAAGCGCUCCCGCUGAACGAGUCCACAACGCGCGGAGAGCACAGAGGCGAGAAGAGGAAGCAGUAGCCGACCAUCUUUCUUCUGCUGCCAGCAAUAACAAGAAAGAGAGCGGAGCUAGCUCCAAGUGGAGCCGAGGACUUUACUGUCUCGUCUCAUCCGGACUCACGAGUCUACCCCCCCCCCAGGGCUGCGGUGCUUUCACGCCCCCGGACACCGAGCUCCUCUUCCACCCUCCGGCGAGCCUGGAAGUUUCGGAUCAAGAAGACUGGCUGCUAAGAAUCAGAAUUCCCGUUUUUUCAUGUUUCCAACAGGUUUAUCUUCCCCUAACCCCCCACCACCGCCAACCCAGGAGGCAAGACCCGCGGCCACUGAUGUCAAGGCGGACAGCGGCAACAUCACAUCUCCGAAGAAGAGGAAAAUAAACGGCUCCGAGAGGGAAGAGGCUGCUGACACCAUCUCCCCUUCUCCUCCAAAGACCCUGAAUUCCUCCUCCUCCUCUUCCUCCUGCUGCUCUCCCACUGCGCUGCACAUCCAGAAGAAGUUGAGGUUUGAGGAUUCAGUGGAUUUCAUUGGUCUGGAUGUGAAAAUGGCUGAGGAGGCUGCUGCUGCCGCCGCCGCCGCCGCUUCAUGCUCCAAUAACAAAAGCAAAGCCGGGUUCCUGCCCGGUGGAGCGGGGCACCACGCGAACGGACUGACCAAAAGCACCGGCUCCGGCACCUUCUCCAACAGUAAACCCGGCGCUGCCAAGAAACUAGUCAUCAAGAACUUCAAAGAAAAACCCAAGUUGCCAGAGAACUACACACAGGAGACCUGGCAGAAGCUGAAGGAGGCAGUAGAGGCCAUACAGAACAGCACUUCAAUCAAGUACAACCUAGAGGAGCUCUACCAGGCUGUGGAGAACCUGUGCUCCCAUAAGAUUUCUGCCAAGCUUUACAAACAGCUGAGGGCCGUGUGUGAAGACCACAUCAAGGCACAGAUCGAACAGUUCAGAGAGGAUGCCCUGGACAGCGUGCUGUUCCUCAAGAAAAUCGACAAGUGCUGGCAAGAUCACUGCAGACAAAUGAUCAUGAUUAGGAGUAUAUUUUUGUUUUUGGACCGCACCUAUGUUUUACAAAACUCAAUGCUGCCAUCAAUCUGGGACAUGGGUCUGGAGCUGUUCAGGUUCUACAUCAUCAGUGAUCUGAAGGUCCAGAGUAAAACCAUUGACGGGAUUCUGCUGCUCAUUGAGAGGGAACGAAAUGGAGAGGCGAUAGACCGGAGUCUGCUGAGGAGCCUGCUGAGCAUGCUCUCUGACCUGCAGAUUUAUCAAGACUCCUUUGAGCAGCGCUUUUUGGAAGAAACUAAUCGCCUGUACUCUGCAGAGGGACAGAGGCUGAUGCAGGAGAGAGAGGUACCAGAAUAUCUCCAUCACGUCAACAAACGCUUGGAGGAAGAGGCUGACAGGGUCAUCACAUAUCUGGACCAGAGCACGCAAAAACCACUCAUUGCUACUGUGGAGAAGCAGUUGCUGGGUGAACAUCUCAGUGCAACUCUGCAGAAAGGGCUGACUCAUCUGCUGGAUGAGAACAGAGUUCAGGAUCUGUCACUUCUCUAUCAGCUCUUCAGUCGAGUGCGAGGUGGUGUUCAGGUCCUGCUGCAACACUGGAUAGAGUACAUAAAGGCCUUCGGAAGCACAAUCGUAAUCAAUCCCGAAAAAGACAAAACCAUGGUGCAGGAGUUGCUCGACUUCAAGGACAAGGUGGAUCACAUCAUAGACAUCUGCUUCAUGAAGAACGAGAAGUUUGUCAACGCCAUGAAGGAGGCGUUCGAAACAUUCAUCAACAAGCGGCCAAAUAAACCUGCAGAGCUCAUAGCCAAACACGUGGAUUCAAAGCUACGAGCGGGAAACAAAGAGGCAACAGAUGAAGAGCUGGAGAAGAUGCUGGAUAAGAUCAUGAUUAUCUUUAGAUUCAUCUAUGGAAAAGAUGUUUUUGAGGCGUUUUACAAAAAGGAUCUGGCCAAGAGGUUACUGGUUGGAAAAAGUGCUUCUGUUGAUGCUGAAAAAUCGAUGUUGUCAAAGCUGAAACACGAGUGUGGAGCAGCGUUCACCAGCAAACUGGAGGGGAUGUUCAAGGAUAUGGAGCUUUCUAAAGACAUAAUGGUUCAGUUCAAACAGUAUAUGCAGUGCCAAAACAUUCCUGGCAACAUUGAGUUGACUGUCAACAUCCUAACCAUGGGCUACUGGCCUACCUAUGUCCCAAUGGAAGUGCACCUGCCUCCUGAGAUGGUGCGACUGCAAGAGAUCUUCAAGACCUUCUACCUGGGCAAACACAGUGGCAGGAAGCUGCAGUGGCAAUCAACACUAGGCCAUUGUGUCUUAAAAGCUGAAUUUAAGGAGGGCAAGAAGGAGUUGCAGGUGUCACUUUUCCAAACACUUGUGCUACUGAUGUUUAAUGAGGGAGAGGAGUUCACCCUGGAGGAGAUCAAAUUAGCAACAGGAAUAGAGGACAGUGAACUGCGCCGGACUCUGCAGUCACUUGCUUGUGGGAAAGCACGGGUUCUCACCAAAAUCCCCAAAAGUAAAGACAUAGAGGACGGGGACAAGUUUUCCUGCAACGACGACUUCAAACACAAGCUCUUCAGGAUCAAAAUAAACCAGAUCCAGAUGAAAGAAACGGUGGAGGAGCAAGCCAGCACCACAGAGAGGGUCUUUCAGGAUCGUCAGUAUCAAAUCGAUGCUGCGAUUGUGCGGAUCAUGAAGAUGAGGAAGACUCUGAGCCAUAAUCUCUUGAUGUCGGAGGUGUACAACCAGCUCAAGUUCCCCGUCAAGCCUGCUGACUUGAAGAAGAGGAUAGAGUCUCUUAUCGACAGGGACUAUAUGGAGCGUGACAAGGAGAACGCCAACCAAUAUAACUAUGUGGCUUAACAACAGAUAAAGUGACAUGAGAAAAAAAGAGAUGCAGAUGGAUGGUCCAGUCAGGCUGAGUGAUCAGUCUCUAAAUCUUUUGCUCCAGUGGACGUUAACCAUUAUCAUCUUCAACCUAGCGACCGACAAGUGAAUGGAUAUUGCUCGCUCCACAGGAUUGUUUUUGUCAGGGGUCUUGUGAUCCUGUGGACUGCAUGCCCAUUGAAAAGAGAAUAUUGUCCAUAUUUCUCAGUGCCUCUGAGAGGUGGGCGACCGUGGACUGACAAAGAAGACACACAGAUGUUGUUCCGUUUGCUCUUUUUUUUUUUUUAACGAAGAGGAAAACUAUUUAUUUUCAAACUUAGAUCCUCCUUUGUCCAUAGUUUGAAUCAUUAUGCUCUUUGUUACCCAGUCACUUUUUUGUCUUUUCGUUCACUCAGUAUCCCAAGUGAAUGCUGACACACCUCUAAAUGUACCACAUGUUGGAGGGGGAAAAAAAAGGAUCAAAAAAUGUAACUUGCUGCUUGUUUCUUCAGCCAGUGUCAAAUGUGGGACUAUUGGACAAACAUUAAGAUUAGAGCUUUGACCUUUGGAAAUAUCCGUGUCAAAUGUAUGACCCUGCUGCAAAGUUGGACAAGGCCCCGGCGUCCAAAGCAGAGUCUGUGCCAAAAAAAAAGGAGCACUUCUUUUGUUAUAACACAUUUAAGUUCCUUGUUUGUUCUUUCAUUGUACAUGGUUGUACAUAGUUCACAAUAAUGACAUGAUCCCAACAGUCAGCAGCUUUUUUUAGGCUUUCGUUAACCCUUAGAAACGUCUACUAAAAGCACAAAACCAUCAUUUCCCCCCCCCAUCUUCCCUGGUUCCAUAUCACAUACGUAUACAAUUUUGUUUUUGUAAGUCUCCCUGUGGGGCUUAUUUGCUUCAAAGUGGGACUGGAUCGCCUCGAAACACGAGGAUAAAUCUGAUUGAUGGGACUUGCCCAUGUUUGUAUGAGUCUGUUAGAUUUAUUGCUUCAGAUUAAAACAACUGUUUCAAUCGGG
This is a messenger RNA of Paralichthys olivaceus (Japanese flounder), 4128 nucleotides long. RefSeq names its product cullin 4B (gene cul4b). Gene Ontology annotation, biological process: DNA damage response; protein ubiquitination; ubiquitin-dependent protein catabolic process. Lineage: Eukaryota; Metazoa; Chordata; Actinopteri; Pleuronectiformes; Paralichthyidae. The record is from RefSeq and is a predicted model, not a curated record. Gene Ontology annotation, molecular function: ubiquitin protein ligase binding. Gene Ontology annotation, cellular component: Cul4B-RING E3 ubiquitin ligase complex.